AUGGCAGAGGCUAUGGAGACGGAGAUGGAUUUCUCGGAUGGUGAGCAAGCUAAUCCUAACGGACACGUCUCCGUUCCCCAAUAUUCCACACCUCCUGCGUACAACAGGACUGGUCUUUCGGCUCUUCAUGGAUAUGGAAACUCAGCAACCAUUGGAUUAGGAAAUGGGAUUGAAAGGAGGCUGGAUCACGAACAGCUACCUGGUUAUAUCUUUAUUUGCAAUGGGAGAACAAAAGCCGAUUGCUAUCGUUACCGUGUUUUCGGGAUACCAAAAGCUGGGAGAAACGUUGUUGAGAGUAUAAAGCCAGGCAUGAAGCUUUUCCUCUAUGACUUCGAGAAGAGACUUCUUUAUGGUGUUUACGAAGCUACUAUUGGUGGCAAGUUGGAUAUUGAACCAGAAGCUUUUGAAAGGAAAUAUCCAGCUCAGGUUGGAUUUAGAAUCGUCAAGAACUGUUAUCCAUUGCCAGAAAACACUUUCAAGUCUGCUCUCUAUGAGAAUUACAAAGGCGGCAAGUUUAAGCAAGAGCUUGCUCCUCACCAAGUUAUGCAUCUGUUAUCAUUGUUCCGUCCAUUUACUGCUCCAGAACUCGAUGCGUUACCUCAUAGAUUUGCUUCCAGAGCCUCAGCUCCAAGGGCGCUAUCUUUCGAGGAACGGUUCAUAGCUGCUACGCAGCUUAGAAACGCUUCGUCAGUGUUAGAUCCUCUGUCUGCUCGUCAUGCAGAGCCACGACUUGGCUCUCUAAUGCCACAUCAGUCUGUUCCCCGCACACCUCUGCUCCAACAUACUUACUCCAGACAAGACGAGUACGCAACUCCAGUGAGAGAAGCACUAAGUCUGUCAAGUUUGAAUCAGCAGCCUUAUUUUCCUACAGAUAUUCGGCAGCAACGCUCGCUCGGAGACUCUUCACGCUCUAUACAGGACCCUCAACUCAAAUACCUUACCAUUUUAUCUAAUAUCCGCAGAUAUGGAACUGACCCAGAGUUCUCAGGCUCAGAAAAUGAAUAUCACCCGGCAACGCCAUCAGAGAAGGACAAGUUCGCUUCACCUUAUUCUGAUAAUAGUUAUUACCCUUCGACAUUAUCUAGGAAUGAGCAGCCAUCUGCAUCUGCAGCUAAUGGGAAUGUGUAUAGAAGUGAGUUAUCUACUUCAGCAGCACAGAAAGAAGGGGAAGCUAGUCAGCAGCAUGAGAUCCCUGCUGGCACCUACUACCACCCAGAAGUAUCAUCUACAGUUCCAAAUACUACAAUGUCCAUGCAAUCAGAUAUGCAGGCAGCUAGUGUUGCUCAAUCUCAGACUGAGAUAGCUGGCUAUCCUACACAGGCACAUGGUGAAGCCCCACAACCAGCUGCUGGAGCAGUUGGUUACAGUCACCAACCUCAAAGUGUAGCAGUUAGUGAUACCGCUCAUCCACAGCCUGUGAGUGUCGAAGAAAGUAAACAACCCCAUCCUGGAACAGCUAGUUACUCAGAACAGCAAUAUUAUGCAGCUAUGGGGUAUUCUACUCAACUCUAUGCAGGUGCAACUGGCUAUACUCAACAGCCCCCUGAAAACGGGUACGGUCAGCAACACCAUGCUGCAGCAACUGGUUACCCUCAGCAACUUUCUGAAUUUGGGUACGGUCAGCAACACUAUGCUGCAGCAACUGCAUACCCUCAGCAACCCUAUGCUGCAGCAGCUGUGUACCCUCAGCAACCCAAUGCUGCAACAACUGCGUACCCUCAGCAACCCAAUGGUGAAGCAACUGCAUACCUUCAGCAACCUAAUGGUGCAGCAACUCUGUACCCUCAGCAACCCAAUGGUGCAGCUACUGCAUACCUUCAGCAACCUAAUGGUGCAGCAACUCUGUACCCUCAGCAACCCAAUGGUGCAGCUACUGCAUACCUUCAGCAACCCAAUGGUGCAGCAACUGCAUACCUUCAGCAACCUAAUGGUGCAGCAACUGCGUACCCUCAGCAGCCCAGUGCCGGAGCAACUGCGUACCCUCAGCAGCCCAAUGCCGGAGCAACCGCAUACGCUCAGCAACCAUAUGCUCAGGGUGUUGGAUACGCAACGCAACCACAUGCUCAAGCUGUUGGAUACACGCCGCAAUACCAUGCCCAAGCUGGUGUAUACACUCAACAAGCUGUAAUGCAAGGUUCUAUACCAGCGCCUCCGGGGACAACUGAUUGGAAUGCUGCAACAGGAGACUGGAAUGCGCAGAGGACUCUGUUAACUCUCGUGAUCUGGGCAACUUGUGUGUAUUGGUGA
This is a messenger RNA of Microthlaspi erraticum, 2247 nucleotides long. The record is from the annotation of a GenBank genome assembly. Lineage: Eukaryota; Viridiplantae; Streptophyta; Magnoliopsida; Brassicales; Brassicaceae.